Molecule: messenger RNA, 7477 nt
Organism: Anguilla anguilla (European eel)
Lineage: Eukaryota; Metazoa; Chordata; Actinopteri; Anguilliformes; Anguillidae
Product: zinc finger protein 518A
Exons: 3
Coding region: 156-4508 (1450 amino acids)
Biological process (GO): regulation of transcription by RNA polymerase II
Cellular component (GO): nucleus; chromosome
Molecular function (GO): RNA polymerase II transcription regulatory region sequence-specific DNA binding; chromatin insulator sequence binding; DNA-binding transcription factor activity, RNA polymerase II-specific
Source: RefSeq, a predicted model, not a curated record
ACCCGGAUGGAACUGUCAUGGCCGCCGUCACUGACCUGCUAGACUAAAGAGAAACGAAAAGAUUGCUUAACUGUAAACUGGUCUGAAGAAGAAGCUGAAGUACGGUACUAACCUGAACAUCGUGAAAGAAAAAUUGAGCCAGUAGGAAUUAAAGUAUGGAGGUUGACCACACGGCUCAAGAUGAGCCUGAAGGCAGUGAGGAGGUGGAGAAGGAGGAUCCAGGAAACUGGCGCAAACGUCUACGCCUCAAGCAGGUGGCAGUCCAGCUGCCAGUGAUUCAGAACAUCGAUGAAGGGUAUGGCGCAGAGGAGUCGGAGGAGGGCCAGGAAAAAAACAAGGCCCAGACAGCCCGUAAGUCCUUCAAGAGGCCUCCGAUUAGGAGCCAAGACGCGGCACCAGGGCCUGUCAUUUCGGGGAAAAUCCUCAGGUUCAUCUGCUCCGAGUGCACAGGCCAGGCCACGUUCAGCCCCAACGACCUGCUGAAGCAUUUUCAGGGAGUUCACCAAGGAAGCUUACCAACCUUCCCAUGUGACAUGUGCAGCUUCGUCACCCACGACUUCUCCAGCCUCCAGCGGCACCGCAUUGGCCACCGAGACACCUUUGUCCGGUGCGAUAUCUGCAAUGAUGGCAUCCAGUACACUCUCCUGCAGCUCACCAGACACUUCAACAUGUUCCACAGCCUCAAUGGAUACUAUCGCUGUGAGAAGUGCAAGUUCUCCACCAAGGAUGUGGGGACGUUUGUGCAGCACACGCACCGGCACAAUGACGCCCUCUACAAGUGCAGCAAGUGUCAGCAUAUCAGUCACGGCAGCGGGGACCACCAGAAACACAUUAUGUCUCACUUGGGGACUAACCCCUUCAGCUGUCAGUUCUGUGACUAUGGGGCCCCGCGGAAGGACUACGUUGCAAAACACAUGGCUGCUGUCCACGGAGAGGAGAUGGAGCGCCUAAACAAGCGGAGGGCCUCAGAGGAUGGCCAGAAAACACUAGUGAACUCAACGCCAGGACUAAAACUUUUACUGACCAAGAAUCCAGCGAGACAGACUCAUUGGAUGUCUAAGGGGCUACAUGCUCUGUCUGGAGGGGGGCUGUUGGACGAGUACGGAAGGCUUGCUAAUCCAGAAAAGACUCUUGAGGAAACCCAGCAGUUUCUGGAGAGGACUGUUGCAGCUCAGAGAGACUGUAAAAAGUGGGCAAAGGCCCUUAAGUCCGAACAGCAGUACACUUCCCAAACUGUUCCUGCUAUGUCACAGCCAAAGCAGGAGCCAGCCGUCCCACCCAGUACCAGCUUUCUGAACCCAAACAGUAAUGGGCUCACUGUACUCAUGGUCAAAAACAAAAUCACCAUCCCUCCUAACUGCACUACAAAAGUGAUGGGCUUCAAGAUGGUGGAUGGCAAAAAACAUCUGGUCCUCAAAGUCAUACCGUCAACAAAGCAAGAACCCUCUGUCAAAAUGCAGGAGUCCUUGGUGGCAACGACAGUGGCAUCAGCUUCAUCAGGUGCUGAGAACGAAGCAGAUGGCAAUGCGCUGGAUUCUUGCAAGGGAGAAACCUACAGUCUGGCCAGCUCUAAAGGAGGAACAGCCCCACCCAGUGGCCAUCUGGAUUCCUCCAACUCUAAGGUCUCCCCCAAUCCCAAGGUAUCCCCAAAUAGUGUGACACCGCUCUGCAGCCCCUGCUCCUUGCCUUCCGAGAGGGAAAACAAUGACAUUGCCUCAACUUCAGUGCAGUUGCAAGCACAGGAGAAUGGGGAGCAAGAGCAUGACUUACUGUCAACAACUGGAGGAGAGGUGGAGGAGGAACAGCUGCCAGGUGAGACAGAUAAAGAUGAAGACACAGCUGCUCCUCCAUCUUCAUCACCUGCUGCAAAUGGUGUGUCUCCGGUCAGUGCGGUGACGGAGCAGAGCUCACUGAUUGGGUGUAAGGACGAUCGCUCACCCAGCGGUGAAACUUCAUCCCUCAUUCCUGUUGUCACUCAUCCCAGCUUAGAAAACAGUACACCCAAACACACUGAUCCAGAUGAAUCUGACUGUUUGGAUAAUGACACCAUUGAGAGCAUGUCAAAUAAAUCCCCACUAAGUUCUCCGAGUCAAGAGGUCUUCAAUUUUCAUAACUACUCAAAGGACACCUCCAGUCUUUCCUCUGAUGUCUCUCUGAUUGGCGAUGAACAGCAGUCAGCGCAACUUGCGACUGUCGAGCCUGAGAAUGAUGGUUGUCAUAUUUUGGGACCUUCACAUGACAGGAACUUGACACCAGAAAGCUCGCCCUUGCAGAAGUUGCAAGACCAUCUGAAGGACCAAGACAAAACUGUAGAAGCAUGCGCUGACUUGCCUGGACAGCGACCACUGGACUCGGAUCGUCCUUCAAUUGAAAAAGUGCCGGACAAUGAAAUUGAAGUUGACGAAUGUGUAGCAACUGUUGAAGAUGAGGGGGACACCAAAGAGUCUGCGGUUAAAUGUCAAACUCUGGAUUCAUCUGAAGGGCUAAAAACCACACUGGAGGCUCAAUUUCAUUCCCAAGAACAAUGUUCUGAGCCUAUCAUCGAUGAAGUCUGUGCUAAGACAGGGAAAGGAGAGGAACACAAGGAUGCUCCCUCUGAACCACAAGACCAUACUGCAAAAAAUGUGGAGGGACCCAGCUUAACUGGUGGAGAGAAGGCUUCAGGAAGUUCAAAUAAUGCAGCCAUCUUGGGGAAGAUUCUGGAAGAGCAUUCUGAUGCUAUUAUCAGCCAGCAGCUGGAGAAGGAGAGGAUCGGAACCACAGCAGCCCAUGAAGCAAUCCGAACCCCCACAACCACGCUCAGGAUCCUCCAGCCCCUUAAUCUGUCCGAUGGUAAGCAACAGGUUUUUCUACAGGCUGCAGAGAAUGGGUACGCAGUACCUGUACAGCUCAGGGGCAGUCCUGGAUUUAAGCUAAUCACCGGGUCUGUUCCCCCAAUAAAUGUUUCCUAUCUGAAACCUGGAGGUGAAAGGCCAUCCAAUAGAACGGCAGCACUGACUUUCACACUGAGUAAUGGCAGGAUAGGCACAGCUGCACAGGUGUUGGGUGACAAGGAAGCUGGUGGUGGGUUGGAAAACGGUGGUGGGCAGGACAGCACGACACUUAGCCCCACUGCCCAGCAGGGGGCAGGCACCAGCACAAGUAGUUUCCUUGUCAAUGGCUCGCCUCUGAAGGGACCACUGUUUUUGUCCAGUCCAAUUCAGUCCCUCUCCAAAGAACGGACUGCAAAUCCUCCCACGUGUUACUUGGUUCAGAGACCAGUGGCUGUAGCCUCAGCUGCUACAAAACCCAGCACAGGACCAGUUUCUGCGGCUGGCAAUGUGCAGACUCCGCAGUCUAAACCCGUUUUGGCUUUACCGGUGAAUUCCUCGGAACAGCCAACAGUUUUACAAGCUGGCCGUCAAGCCUUCCUGCUUAGAUACGUAUCACCGGUUAAGUCUGGGAUAUUGCUGAACAGUCCAGAGGGAAAAACGGUGAAUCAGAACAGCCUGACCAACGACAGUGGGGGCAGUCGUGUCUUUCUUAAGAUCGUGCGAAACUCUUCCGAUGCCGGCCUUCCCUCAUGCAGUGGUGUAGCAGGUGGUGGGUUUACGGCACAGACCCAUGCCAACCAGCCGAUCUAUCUGGCCACCACUGGCAGUUUGCAGUCUCCCUAUCUGCUAAUGUCAUCCAACCAAUCCAUUCUGAAUGUCUCCACAGGGACAAAAACUUCAGAGUCAUCACAAGAUCCUGUCCAAACUCUGGCCAUGGCCUCCCCCUUUCUAAGUUUCUCAUCCAUAGCUCCCGCACUAGGAAAAGCCAGUGAGAAACAGGGAAGGGAGGGGUUAGCUUGCAAACUCAAGAAAGCUCGGCUUCCUUCCCCGAGACGAAACCAGCAGGGGGCCAAACGAAAGAGGCCGAGGAAGCCAUCCAUGGAGGACAGCCUAGAGCCCCCGGCCAAAGCCAGGAGGCUCUCAAGUAAGAAAUCAAAGGAGACCCCAGCUGUUGUGUAUUGGGAGCCAGCACCCAGGGAGGUGGAGAGGAUGCUGAGGUUGCUGCCGCUUAGCCCGGUACAGCCUGUCAAGUGCCCAAGGCGGAACCAGCCCGUGGUGGUGCUCAAUCACCCUGACGCAGACAUCCCCGAGGUCGCCAGCCUGAUGAGAACGGUCAACAAGUUCAGGGGCGAGGUGACUAAGGUGGCAUUGUCUCAAAGGACUGUUGAUGCCCUUUCUGAGCUGGACUGCGGCGCCUUCAGACGAGACCCGUCAGCUAACUGUCACGCGACACACGGCCGUCGCAUCCGCCCAGAGGGCACGGUCAGGGAGCGCUUCAUCCUGAAACUGCGGCUGAAAAAGACCAGCAGGAACAAGUACAAGGUGGUGAAUGCUUCCUCCGACAGUACCGAGUGGUUGUCUAAGUUCAGCUGCUGGUUCUGCGGUCGAAUCUUUGACAACCAGGAGGAGUGGAUAGGUCACGGCCAGCGUCAUCUAAUGGAGGCUACUAGAGACUGGAACAAACUGUUCUCCUAAGAGCCCUAAGAACAUUACUCCAUUCUGUUUCAGUCAGGUUUCCACCUCAUUGGGUUCUUUGACUUUCAUGUCUUUUAUGUCCACGUGCUCAGCUGUUUCAGGUCACGCAUAAUGAAAGAGCUAUGGGAAAACCAUCCGAUUUUUCCUCUCAGUUAACUUAAAAUACUGAAAUUAUUAGAAGUGUGUCUUCUCUCUCGGUGACUGAAGAGGAAAGGGUAGUAGUUUUAAGUUGUUCCUUAGGUGAGACUCCAUAGUCUUCAUUGUGGCCGGUGCAACUUAAAACCAAAUGUAAAGACCGUGGAAAAAAAGUUUUUUUAUGUAUAUAUUGAACUUAAAUGUGAAAACCAUAAACAUUGCACACACUGAAUUUGUAUAUAAAGCGAUUAGAUAAGAGAGCUUUUAGAGUACACAGUUGACGGACAGCAAUAUGUGUACAAUUAAAGUACUUGCUACUUUGGGCUGAUGUCAGGUACAUCAAAGUCAUUAUAAAUGGGUAGUAUUGCCACAGCUGUGUGUUGUAAUGACUGUUGUUUUAAGACAUCUUUCAUUACAUGAAGAAGGAAACAUAAUUUUGCAUUUGCCCAAAAUAUAGUAGCACUUGUAAGUGCUACUAUAUUUUGGGCGAAUACAAAAUCAUGUUUCCUUCCUCUUGUAAUGAAAGAUGUCUUAAAUCAACGGUCAUUGAUUUGUGCAACACCCAAGACAUAUACGUACCGAUCAACUCAGGGGAUAGCUUUUUUUAAAGAUACAAUAUGUAAAAUAAAAACUCCAAUCAUGUCAGUAAUCCUCACCUCCACCUUCGCAUUAAUUAUUUACAUAAUUUUUAAUUGUAUUUCUGACAAGACUGAGCAUUGAUUUAUUUCAUCAGUGUCCAUUGUUUUUUCAUUCCUUUCCUCCAUCUUUUCCCAAAAAGUUGUUUGUGUUGUCCUUAGAACAUUGUUCAAUUUUUUAAUUUAUCAAAAUUCCAGCAGUACAUGGUAGUUGCAUAUUUUACUCCUGGGUCCUAAUAUAUUUCUGGCACAUUGUCAGGAGUCUUCAACAUAAACAGUUAAUCAAUUGUUUACGGGUAUAUACAUAUGAAAACGUUCUUUUUAUAUUUGAGUGGCAAAUAUCCUGUGUGCGUUACAAAAUUUCCUGUGGAAAGCAUUUUCAAAAGCUGUUACCUUCUGUACAUUUUCAUUUUGUAAAUACAGUGUUUUAUAUUUUCGACCCAUGAAUCCUUUGUUGAAGAAGUCAGUGUAUUUAUAUUUUAACUGCUGCCACGCACCUCUGCAAGAACCCUAAUCUAACAACUCCGUAAUAUAGUUUUUUUUUUUUUUUUUUUAAGUUUUUUAUUAUUAUUUUCUUUUACAGCUUAUGUCUAAUUUGGGCUUGAAUCUGAUGAUGAAAAAGAGCUGAAACGCAUAUAACUAAAAACAAAUGAAAAUACCAGGAUAAAUUAGUGCUGGGCAGAAGGCUUCAUACACGGUUUGUACAUCCACGUUGGGUCUCUUUCCAAGUUCUCAUUGCCAAGCGCUUUCCUGGCAGACUGUAACAAUGGUGCAUGGGAGCAACUGGAUAUGUUGCCUCAUGGAGCAGUUGAUUAGAGCGAUUUCAUUUUCUAGGAUGACCUUAUCGCAUCUAUACCUUUACACAGCGCAUGGCCAUUGAUUUGACGCGACUCGUCUUUCUUUUAUUAUGUUCUCAGUCAAAAAAGAUGGCUCCGUUGGAGUCCAUUUGCGACUGCAUGGGGAUUGUGCCCACGUAAUUGUGGUCCACUCCAUAAGUUAUAUUUUGCGUCUGUCUGGACAAAUAUUUAAAAUUAUAGUUUGCUGAAUGAUCUCAGCAACGUAAUGCUUCACAGUACCGCAGAAAAAUGUUAAAAAACUGAAAAAAAACAAGAUCUUGCUAUUUGAAUACCAGUAGUGCUUUUGUAUACAAAAUAUUUGUUUCUAUAUGAUUAUUAGGUUUCUCUUCAGGCAGGUGGAAAUUUGUAAUGGGCAAGUAUUCGAGGUGUUGCAGGUAUGAUGUUGAGCAGGCAUGUAUCAAACCUAACUGCUGUUCCAAAACUACUGUAUAUGCAAUAGUGACCAGGAAAGAGUCAUCAAAAUGAAGGAUGAAUACACUUUUUUUUUUUUUUUUUAAAGCUGUUUUAGUUUUUACUUUGACGUUACAGAUUGUGACUGUUGUCAUUUUGAUAGUAAGUACUGUAAGUACUUGGUGUGUAACAAGGUGUUUAUUUUUAUGAGUAAGUUCAUCAAUAAAAGUGCGUAUGUAUAAAUCCCUCCUACUGUAACUUGAAAAGAAAAACCUAUAAUUUUUGUUUGCACUUUUUUGACAGGAUAUUUGCCUGUGACCUCACAAGGAGUAGCAGAGUAGCGUCUCAGUUUCCGUAUGCAUGUCUGUAAAUAUCUCUGCUGUCCCCAGUAGAAGUCCUGCUCACAGUCCGAUCGAGACGUUUUUCCUGUUAAAGUGUGGCACUCCAGGGCCAUGUAGGGCUUUCUGGGACCUGUGGCUUAACGUACCCAAAGGACACAAGGUGCUGACCCAUUGCACGUGUUUGUGUGACAUCGUCUCGUCCGCACUGUACCGCUUUGGUUCGCUUCAGUGCGUCUGCCCAUGUCUGGACACUCAGCUUGCCCUACACUUUCAUAGCACCACACCAAACAACCAAAUACCCAUUGCUUUUUUUUUUUUUACUGAUUGUUCAUCCUUAAAUUAAAACAAUCUCUCUCUCUCACACACACACACACACACACAAACAAACAUGAACACACACGUACGCACAUACACACAAAUUGUUUGUGACUUUUUCCAGUAGGUCAGGGAGAUGAGCUCAGUAGUGCUCCAAGAUAACAAAUCUAUUUUUUUACGCCAAGUGCCUGAAAGAGCUCUGUUACAGAUCAACACUAUAUUGUACUGUUUCUCUCCCGUGUGGCAUUUAUGAUGUGUUUGAGCAGAUUUGUAAUAAAUGUAUAUACUUUGAGAAA